This is a messenger RNA of Meyerozyma guilliermondii ATCC 6260, 555 nucleotides long. RefSeq names its product mitochondrial 54S ribosomal protein bL32m. The record is from RefSeq and is a predicted model, not a curated record. The coding region runs from base 1 to 555 and encodes 184 amino acids. Lineage: Eukaryota; Fungi; Ascomycota; Pichiomycetes; Serinales; Debaryomycetaceae. The transcript has a single exon. Gene Ontology annotation, molecular function: structural constituent of ribosome. Gene Ontology annotation, biological process: translation. Gene Ontology annotation, cellular component: mitochondrial large ribosomal subunit.
AUGUUUGCCCGAACCCCUUUGGUGGCCCUUGCGGGGUCGUUGGAGGCCGUGGUGCGUAUACCGGUACCGCUGCUUCUCGCAGGCUGGAUGGCUAUGCCCAGGGAUCCUCGGCUUGAAGAACUCCGUCGGCAAAUGGAAAACAACCACGGCGACCCGCCAUUUAUGAUUGGAAACGAAACGAUUUUGAAAGCGGUUCCCAAGAAAAAACCUUCAUAUAGACGUACAAGACAGAAGCUUUAUGCCCCGGGUGGAAAACAGGUGCAACAUUUGGACAAUUUGGUGAGAUGUCCAGCGUGCGGCCACUUUAAACGGUCCCAUUUUAUGUGUAUGCAUUGCUUUGCCGAGAUCCGAGACUUUCUCAAAAUGAAGAGAAAGCAGGAGUUUCCCGUGGAGGAAAACAAGUACCCGGAACUCGAUCUGGUUGACGAAGCUAUUUUGUAUCCAGGAAAACGGGUCAGCGACCAUGAAAGACGGCUCCAGAAAAAGGAGUGGAUUCCCAAGCGGGAACAGCCCAUGAUGUACGAGAAGCACACCAAGGGCCGGGACAUCAAGUGA